CAUUAAGCAGAGUUCCCGUUCCUCUGAGGCAGCUGAAGAUGAAAAGGACCAGAGGACAGUGACAGUCAAUCCCUCUCACAUGAGAAAGGCUUUCAAGGUCAUGAAUGAAUUACGGAGCAAGCGGCUCCUGUGCGAUGUGGUGAUUGUGGCCGAGACCGUGGAGAUGGAAGCUCACCGGGUGGUGCUGGCAGCCUGCAGCCCCUAUUUCUGUGCCAUGUUUACAGGAGACAUGUCUGAAAGCAAGGCCAAGAAGAUUGAGAUCAAGGACGUGGACGGGCAGACCCUGAGGAAGCUGAUUGAUUACAUCUACACGGCGGAGAUCGAGGUCACCGAGGAGAACGUGCAGGUUUUGCUGCCAGCUGCCAGUUUACUGCAACUGAUGGACGUCAGAAAGAACUGCUGUGACUUCCUGCAGUCCCAGCUGCACCCCACCAACUGCCUUGGCAUCCGCGCCUUUGCCGACGUGCACGCCUGCAGCGAGCUGCUGCAGCAGGCCAACGCCUAUGCAGAGCAGCACUUCCCUGAGGUGAUGCUAGGAGAAGAAUUUCUUAGCCUUAGUCUGGACCAGGUUUGCAGUUUAAUAUCAAGUGACAAGCUCACAGUCUCCUCUGAAGAAAAGGUGUUUGAAGCAGUUAUCUCUUGGAUCAAUUAUGAGAAGGAAUCUCGCUUGGAGCACAUGGCUAAGCUGAUGGAGCACGUUCGCCUGCCCCUUUUGCCCAGGGAUUACCUGGUACAGACAGUCGAAGAAGAAGCUUUAAUCAAGAAUAACAACACCUGUAAAGACUUCCUUAUUGAAGCCAUGAAAUAUCAUUUGCUUCCUCUGGAUCAAAGGCAACUAAUAAAGAAUCCCAGGACAAAGCCAAGGACCCCCGUUAGCUUGCCAAAGGUGAUGAUUGUAGUGGGUGGGCAAGCACCCAAAGCCAUUCGCAGUGUGGAGUGCUAUGACUUUGAGGAGGAGCGGUGGGAUCAGGUUGCUGAGCUUCCCUCACGGAGAUGCAGAGCAGGCGUGGUGUUCAUGGCUGGCAGUGUCUAUGCCGUGGGGGGCUUCAAUGGCUCGCUGCGGGUGCGCACGGUGGACGUGUACGACGGCGCCAAGGACCAGUGGACGUCCAUCGCCAGCAUGCAGGAGCGGCGCAGCACGCUGGGCGCUGCCGUGCUCAAUGACCUCCUCUACGCCGUGGGAGGCUUUGAUGGCAGCACUGGUCUGGCAUCAGUUGAGGCCUAUAGCUAUAAAACCAAUGAGUGGUUUUUUGUGGCUCCCAUGAACACAAGAAGAAGCAGUGUUGGAGUUGGAGUUGUGGAGGGUGUUGGUGUGCUCAGUGGGCUGCUCUACGCCACCGGGGGCCAUGACGGGCCCUUGGUGAGGAAGAGUGUGGAAGUCUACGACCCAGGGACAAACACCUGGAAGCAAGUAGCAGACAUGAACAUGUGCAGAAGAAAUGCAGGGGUGUGUGCUGUGAAUGGUCUCCUCUACGUGGUGGGAGGCGAUGAUGGUUCCUGCAACCUGGCCUCGGUGGAGUACUACAACCCCAGCACAGACAAGUGGACGUUGUUGCCAACCAGCAUGAGCACAGGGAGGAGUUAUGCAGGUGUGGCUGUGAUUCACAAACCCUUGUGACACACGAUCAAGCCAAUGUGAGGAGCAGAAGUGAAGUGGAUCCAGCUAGGUGGUGUUGGGAAGAUGACUGACUUCUGACUUGACCCAUCUCAUUGCUGUUAAUGUCUUAGCAUGACAAGUGAUACGUUGCAAGCAUCAUCCACUCUGCAGUGGAUUGCAUAGCCAAGUGAAAAUCCCUCUGGGGACGUGUUCCAUGCUAGACACGAGGUGUUGCUUGUUAUCUGUGGUGCAAUCAGCUGUUCUUCUCGAUGGCAUGUGUCCUGAGAUAAACACUGUGCUUGGACUGCAGGCACGGGAUUUUUUGUGUGAAACAAAACUGCUACGUUUGGGCAUGUGAGUAAAAACGAACGUUUCUGGAUUUCUUCCCUACUGAUGCUCCGUGCACAUUGCUGGUUGAACUACUUACUCACUGUGCCUGGAAGGUGGACUUUAAUACUGGCAGGGGAAACUCCUGAGUUCCAGCUGAGAAAAAACAGCAGAAAUGGACUGGAACAGGGUGGUCUGGCUCGAGUGUGACGCUGUCUCAGCCGUACGUUUGUACAUGCCACUGGACUGCUGUGUGUAUCCCUGAAAUGCUUGUGGAAAUAAACACCAUGUGGUUUUUCUACUUGCCAUGGAUGCUGUGUGCUGUGCGUGCCGGGACCUGCUGGGCAGUGCCUUCCCUGGGGCUGAGCUCUCUGCACCUGAGCCACACCAACCCACAGCCCCACACUACACAUGCUGCUCCCACGGGCUUUGUUGCUCCUGUGAAACAAAUGUUGCUUGAAUAGAAAAUGUUCCCAACCCACACUUUUCAGCUGUGCUGAAAGCUUCAGUUCUAGCUCUGUCCAGCAUCUCAAUGCCAUUUCAUAAUAGAGCAUUUAGAUGUUUAAAAAAACCCCUUAUGGUGCCAUUAAUGUAGAGACAUUCCGUGCAGUGAGAGCCCUCUGUCACCCAAGCAGGGAUUAAUGAGCCAAGUAAAAUACCUGCAGUGUUUUAAUGCUUCCAGAGCAGGGAGAUUAACUAAUCACUGUCACUGUAAUUGCUAUUUUAGUUUUGCCCUUACUAAAAGCAUUCCUCUAUUAGUAUGAAAAACUCAUAAGAUUAUUCAAAACAGACAAAUCUAGAUCCAGAUGUAAGGGACCUGUCUUGCUUAUAUACCAAAUUCUUGAAGUUUUCUGUUUAAGAAGAUGUUUGACUUUAAACUACAUUUUUGUGUCUCUAUGAGCUCUGACAUGCUUCUGCAUACAGAGGUGAGGUCCCAGAAGCUCCUUAGCUAAAGGGAACUAGUGAAGAAAAAUAUUUUCUCUAUUCCUUGUUGUUUGGGUUGGUUUUUUUCCUGUUUUCCCCUUGUAGAUCAGCUGAGGCUUUUUGUUGUGGGCAGCUGUCCAGAGUUUUUAUGCUGGUUUCUGUCUCCAUAGAUCUGCUCAGUGUGACCUUAGACAGUAGAAGAGAAAAAUAUUUAAAAAUUUAUUUCAGAGGGAUCCAAGCUGCAUCAUCUUGUGCUGCUUUUGUAGAGGGGUGGGUUUCUUCUAUAAAUAUGUGUUCUUUGGUGUUUGAGUUGACACAGUCCUUGUUAGAUGGGUGCCUGUUCACUGUGGGGAAACAGCCCCUGCCUGUGUUGUGUCACUGCCUGCAGAGGGGCUGGCACUCCCUUCAUGGGGAAUGUGAGGUAGCUCCCACUCCUCUUGGGAUGUUCUUGCUUUCACAACAAGGGCAAACUGUCUAAAGAAUAGGCAUUGCUACUCUUUAUGUCUACACUUGUAUUGUAUGUGAGCUCAGAGGCCCUGAAAAUAGUAAUUAAGAAAAAAAAAAUAGUCUUUUUCAAAAUACCCUUUAAACCUUUUGCUUUGAGUUUUACAGUCUGCAGCAAAACGUGCCAAACCAAUAGUGUGACAUGCUGCUCUCCUGUGAGGUGUUGCUUACUGUAAAAGCCAUUGGGGCUUGUAGGAAUGUAUCCCAGUAGGAAUGUACAUCCCAGUAGGAAUGAUCCCAGUAGGAAUAUUCCCCUGACUGCAGCUGCCUUGGGGUCAGAGUCCUGAGAUGCACCUUUAUGGUGGCAUAAGGAAGGUGAUGAGGCCUCAGCUGGGACAGACUCAAAUUCACUGUCCCAAAAGGUGCUUCCCUUCCAUGCAGCCUGGGAAUAAAGGAUAAAAUGGGACAGACAAAACAUUUCAGUGCAAGGUAGCAUCUGUUGUUAGGCAGAGGUGACUGGAUAAGGCUGGGCAAGCAUUUGGGCACUCAUUAGUUCUGGUACAGACAUAAAGCUAAAUAAACUCCUCUAUAAGCUACUGUGCAGCCCAGCUGCAGCUCCACAGUUGGGAACAGUUCCCAGCCAACAUUCUCACACCUCUGACUUCUCUGGAGUAGAGGCCAAUAUUACCCAGAGACUAUGAGUUUAUGUGGGCUGGAGAUAAAAAUUGGUAGGUACUGCUAGAGAGGGGCAAGGCUGCAAUUUGCUGUUUGUCAGGUGGGGAAAGUGGGUACAACUGGAGGUGGGAUAAUUUUAUCCCUGCUCUCCAUCUGUUCACAGACCUUUCUUAAUUACUAGGUUUUGGUGGUUCUCUGCUCUUGUAAAAUGGCAUUUCUGCCCAGUGCUGGCCCAGAGCUGGCAUGCUGGACAGGGCUAGGACUCACAGCCCUUGCCAGGGGUGGGGGAUGCUGUUCCCAGCCCAGCCAGUGCUCCUCGUGGUGUUCCCUCCCUUCCUUCCCAAACGUUGCAGUGUUAUGCAAGUCAAGUGACCUCGUUCUCCAGCUAUGCAAUACAAACAACGUGUGAUGAACCAGCUGUGCCCCCCCCACCCCCCAAAAUGCUUUUGGAAUUUGUCUUUGAUGUGUGGUUUCGUGUUUGUAUUGUUCAUUUUGAGCACCUGAGCCAGAUCCUUUACAGAUUGCCUUUUUCUAGGACUGAAAACGUAGCAUUAGUACUAACAAAUUUUAUUGUAAAUAUUUUUAUAAGACGAUUUAAAAUAAUUUUUGGAUUGCUUUUUAUGGUCUUCAAUGACAUUUCUGCAUCUAAUUUGUGCACUCCAAUGUGGUUUCUGCUGGCUGUGGUGUAGGGGUGACUCUGUAUGUUCUCUGCACAAGAAAUGCCAUGUUGUAAGGAAGAUCUGGGAUAGCUGCUGUUUUGGUUUUAAUGUUAGAAGGACAGCACUGGGCUCCACAUUAUGAGAUAAAUUCAGACCCAUUACCUCAGUCACCAGUAGGCCCUUAGAUUAUUGGUUAUUUUACAAUGAUUCCAAUACCUGAUUUAAUUUCCUCGUGCCAUGAGUUUGGUUCCUGGGUAGUUUGGGGGAAAAGCUGUCACUUGGUGGUUCUGUUUCUUGGAUCCUGCAUGAGCUGCUUGAAGACAGAGAUACUCUGCCCACAACAGUCUGGGCACAGCUCCCAGAAUGCCAAAAUCAGACAAAUUAUUGCAGGAGUUUUAGUAAAAGAUUCACAGACCAAACUUUAACCUCUUCCUCAUGUUGGUCCUUGGUGAAUAUGAACAUUUCCCUCACCUCCUUCUGUUGUAAUCUCUUUUUGGGGUCACCCUGUGCUUGACCCCUGUGGGUUUCUGGCCCAGGGUUUCCUAAAAGGGAUUUUGCUGCUGCAGAAAAGCCCCCAGGAUGAGCCCCAGCCCCAAGAGCAUCAUGUGUAGUGCACACCCUGCUGGGCUUGCAGCAGAUUUAACUCAAGCAAGCUGUUGUUUAAACAAGUCUGAAUGAAGUCCAUCUUUUCCAUUGGUGCCUAAUAGAUAAAUUGGGGGUGUUUAAAAACAAUUUUCAGUUCAUUCAGUUUAUCCAAACAGUGUCUUUUUAUGGAUGUGUACAUCAAGUAAUUACCAUAAAUACACUUGGCAGUGUUUGCAUGUCACCACCAUGAAAGUUUAAUACUCUUCUCUGGUUUACAUUGUUUGGAGACCAAAAUCCUUAAUAUCCAGUGAGGUGUGGUGCCUGUUCAUCAACCAAUGAUGGCUCAACAGAUAAAUGCUGUAUAUCAGGCUACUGUGAUGGUUCAACAGAUGAAUACAGCUUGGUAUUAGCCUUUGGAAUUCAUUAUUCAUUUAUAUAUUGUCAAAGCAGUUGCCCCCUUUGCCCACAUCAUGCCCAAAAAUCUCUUUCAUGUGAGCAUUGUUGCUCAAAGCUGCAGUGUUUGGGAAUGUGCUAGAUAUUAUGGUCUGAAUAUGGGCUCAUCCACUUUUUUUCAACCUCCUUUAUCUUUGUUUAUGGGUUUAUAAAUUAUUUUCCUCUUCAGUGACAAUAAAUAAAUAAAUAAAUAUUGAUAAAUUUAAUUUGUAUAUUUUAUGUAUAAAGACCUCAAGGGUAAUGAAUGAUUGUGAAGUAAUUUACUUGGGUGUGAAAAAAUUUCGGUUUUGUAAACCAGACUACUUUGGUUCAGUAGCUGACAGUAUACUCUAACAAGUUGGUUGACUGUUUAAGCUAAUUUUUUAAAUUAAAGAUUUUUUUUGCAUGAGUGUGGAGGACAAAGGACUUUGCAAAGUAACUCUCUUGACAGCUGUCUUGUCCAGAGCGACGAACAACUCAAGAAACAUUCUUCACUGACAUAUUUCUAUUAUGAAAGAAAAUCACACUGUAGUUCCCCAUCGUUUAAUUUGAAUAAAAACUGGACUAAUGAAACUUU
Messenger RNA from Zonotrichia albicollis (white-throated sparrow), 6220 nucleotides. NCBI's taxonomy places the organism in Eukaryota, Metazoa, Chordata, Aves, Passeriformes, Passerellidae. The record is from RefSeq and is a predicted model, not a curated record.